AUGAACCGAUGGUCCACUUACCUGUUGGGGUGGACCACCUUCCUCCUCUACUCCUACGAGACAAAUGGAGAUGGCCAGGCUCCGUGUGUCUUUCCCUUCAUCUACAAGGGGUCUGUUUACUUCUCUUGCACCAAAAAAGGUAGCCUUUCACCUUGGUGUGCAACCAAAGCGGUAUAUGACAGACACUGGAAGCCAUGCUUGGUGGAAGAUUACCCACGAUGUAUCUUCCCCUUCAUCUAUCGGGGAAAGUCCUACAGCAACUGCAUCACGGAAGGCAGCUUCUUUGGAAAGCUGUGGUGCUCAGUCACCUCCAAUUAUGAUGAGAUGAAGCAGUGGAAAUACUGUGCAAUCAAUGAGUUCGGGGGGAAUUCCCUCAGCAAGUCCUGCAUCUUCCCCUCCAUCUACAGAAACUCUGUGAUCUCUGAAUGCAUUGAGAACGAAGACAACAAGCUCUGGUGUCCAACCACAGAGAACAUGGACAAGGACGGACUGUGGAGUUUCUGUGCUGACAUCA
Molecule: messenger RNA, 514 nt
Organism: Myotis lucifugus (little brown bat)
Lineage: Eukaryota; Metazoa; Chordata; Mammalia; Chiroptera; Vespertilionidae
Gene: ELSPBP1
Product: epididymal sperm binding protein 1
Exons: 4
Cellular component (GO): cell surface
Molecular function (GO): heparin binding
Source: RefSeq, a predicted model, not a curated record